Messenger RNA from Nicotiana tabacum (common tobacco), 2541 nucleotides. NCBI's taxonomy places the organism in Eukaryota, Viridiplantae, Streptophyta, Magnoliopsida, Solanales, Solanaceae. The record is from RefSeq and is a predicted model, not a curated record.
UUCCCUUUUUGAUGAUAUUAUCUUCUGUUUUUUGUUUUUCCUUUUUGUCUCAUUUUAGAAUGUUGUUUUUUCAGGUAUGUACGCUCACAACUUUCAAUAGUAGUUGCAAUUGUUGUAUGCUAGCUGAAGUUAUAUAGUAAAGCUACUAAUUUGAUGUUCUGAUCUAGCAAAAACAGCUUCUUAUGUUUAUUUAUGAGUUAAAAACUGAGACCAAGUUUGUGUAUUAAUUUUUUCUCGUUAUUGUUAGUAAUUAUGGUUGAUAAAAGCUUAGAAGAUUGAAGCAAACAGAUAAUGUGAUUAUGGGUUUCUAUACAUUUGAUUUUUCCUUUUGAACCGUCAAAAUGUAUUCUAUGAAUUGGAAGAAGAAAGAAAAAGUCGGCCCGGUGUACAAAGCUCCCGCUAUCCUGGCGUCCCGGGAGGGCCGGACUAGUAUAUUGUACGUAGCCUUAUGCUGCAUUUCUGCAAUAGGCUAUUUUUACGGCUCUAACCCGUGAUAUCCUGGUGACAUGACAACAACUUUACUAGUUACGUCCAGAUGCGGAUCUAGGAUUUAUAGUAUAUGGGUUCCUGGAUUAAUUUCAAAUUAAUAUACAAUAAUAAUUGUGUUCAUAGUUAGAUAUUUAUUAAUAUUUACUGAAUUUUUUAAUAGAAAUACAGGGUCUAAGCAAAAGUUACUUGGUUCCCGAGAACCCAACAACUGCACUCUAGAUCCGCCACGGGUUACGCCAAGGUUCCCCUUCUUGUUCCUGUUGUAGGAAUACAAUUAAUGGAUAUUAAGCUAUGUUACAUGGAUUUGUUUAUGGUACAUAUACAUGCCGUCUUGGUACCAUAUGGGUAUCUCAAGGCAAAUCAGAAUAUCGGUAUAAUAAUAUAGAUAAUAAGAGGACAUAAUUGACUGAUUUCAACUAGAAUGCACCUUUGCUUUGACCAUGUGUAUAGCGUCCAAAUAGUUGGAGAUUCCUUACUUCGUAUUAUUGCUUAUUUUCUGCAGGUUCUUGGUGAUUGUUGUUAUAUGAUGCCUCCUAAGAGAAUAAAGUAUUGUCGAAGUUUACCUCCUGACGUCCUUAGCGACCUUCCUGAUAAUGUAAUCGAUGUCAUUCUGAUGUGUUUGCCUUGUAAAGAUGCUGUGAGGACUAGCAUCUUAUCGAAGAAAUGGAGGUAUCACUGGUGUAGACUUACAAAGUUGACGCUUGAUUCAUCUCUGUGGGUAACAAAAAAAGAUUUACUAAGCCCUACAGUCAAAUUUACAAAGAUUAUCUACCAGCUUUUGCCCCUUCAUGAAGGACCCAUUACUAAGUUUACCCUGAACAUUGGUUUUCUAGAAAGUUGUCCUGAGAUUGGCAACUUCGUAUCUUUCCUCUCUAGGAAAGACAUUCAACAUCUUGUUCUUCACCUUUCGUGGAAAAUGCUAUACAAAUUGCCUUCUUCACUUUUCACUUGUUCGCAGCUGAGGCAUCUAACUCUUCGUAACUGCUUAAUGCUUCCCCCAUCAGCUUUUCAAGGAUUUGAUAUGUUAACCAGCCUGGAGCUAUGUAAUGUCAAAAUUUCUUCUGUAUUGCUGGAGACUUUAAUAUCUCAUUGUCCAGUGCUUGGGCAGUUGGUUCUGAAUAUCUCAGACAUUUUAAGCAUUAUUGAAAUUAAUGCCCCAAUGCUGAGAUCGUUUGAUUUCAGAGGCGAUAUAAGUUCUAUCUGCUUAAAGAAUGUCCCUCUUCUGGUAAAAGUAUCUCUGGUAGGUGACGAUAUGAGGGCAGAGAAUCUUGAUUUUGCCAAGGUUUUCGAGUCAUGUUCUGCUCUCGAGCACCUCUACUUGGACUUCUUUAAUACCAUGUUCUUUGAUGAUUACGCUGAAGCGCCAACAAGGCUUCCCUUUGCUCUUAACAGCGUCAAACGAUUUUACCUGCCUCAUAUUAUGCUGGCGGAUUCACAUAAGCUCUCAUUUGCUCUUUUCUUGAUAAGAAGCUUCCCAUGUUUAGAAUAUCUCGAAAUACUGGUUCUUUCUUUCUUAUUUAGUGGCUAUUUUUCGUAUUUCUUAGAUCCUCAAUAAUCUGAGAGUUGACUUCUUGUUAUCUUUUUUAGGUUUACAGUGAAGAUGAUAGUGGUACUGAGGAAUCCCUUGAACUCAAACAUUUGUCAGACGUGACAUUUAAUCACCUAAGGGAAGUUAAGAUAGAACUCUUUACAGGAAGAACGUCUGAGAUGCAGCUUAUAAAGCUUUUGUUGGCCAAUUCUCCAGUGUUGGUGAGAAUGCUAAUCGAUCGACGGUUUCUAGAUGAUGAACCUCUUGACACAAGAUUAAAAAUACUCGCUGAGGUAUCAAAUUUUUUGCGUGCAUCACCUAAAGCAGAAGUAGUCUAUGUAGAUUUUAUGUAUCAGGAUCCUUAGCUUAGAAAUUAAUAUUGAAUAGAGAGAAACAAGUGUUGAUGUAGCAGUAUAACAGUGUUUUCUCUUGCUGUAUGUAUUUCAGAACAUUGGGCAUUGUUGGAUGGAUGUUUCAAUUAGUUUGUUCUGUAAUAAUAUUGUCAUUACAUGUUUAAGGAUUCA